Molecule: messenger RNA, 951 nt
Organism: Aspergillus aculeatus ATCC 16872
Lineage: Eukaryota; Fungi; Ascomycota; Eurotiomycetes; Eurotiales; Aspergillaceae
Product: alpha/beta hydrolase
Exons: 1
Coding region: 1-951 (316 amino acids)
Molecular function (GO): hydrolase activity
Source: RefSeq, a predicted model, not a curated record
AUGUCUCGCUUUGAUCCCUUUACCUUUGUUGACCUCUGCUACAGCAUAGUGGACAACCAUGCUCUCGAGGCCACGCUCUUUAUUCCAAGUAGUCUGUUGUCCCGCCCCCGCCCCGAUAAGGACAACAGCAACAGCACCAGCAAACGCAGAUGCCCCGUACUUGUCCAUUUCCACGGAGGGAGCUUCCUCAUGGGCCACCGCCGCUACGAACCCUGGGUGGCACAAAGGUUCCUGGACCUCGCCCACGCCCACGAGGCGAUCAUGAUUCGACCCGACUAUCGACUUCUCCCUGAAUCGGGUGUGACUGAUAUUCUCGAGGACAUCGAUCACUUCUGGAGAUGGAUGCAGCGAGAUCUGCCCUCAAUCAUGGCAGAUCAACAUCCGGAGUUGCGGAUCCUUCCCGACCUGUCGCGAGUGUUGUGCUGCGGGGAGAGUUCCGGUGGGUGUUUGGCCGUGUAUUCCGCUCUCGAGCUGGGCUCUAUCCUGUCGAGGGAAGAAAUCGAGGAAGGUACGGAGAUCACCAUACGGGCGGUUAUCUCCACCUAUGCGCUGCUCGACCCCGAUGUUCCGGAACUUCGCAUUCCACAGCCCAGAACGUUCAUGGAAAUGAGGCCUCCCCCGCCCAGACAGGCAGAGGCAGUGAUCAGGAAAUACAUGGAUGGUUGCUCCCCGAAUUUAGGCGCGAUCCGAUCGCGCCAGGAACCGUCCCCAAAACUGUGGGAGUUGUUCCUGUGCGAAGUGCAGCAAUGUUACUUUACUCGACUACUCAAGCACACAGACGGGGGUACUCAUGCGGUCAACAUGGUGGAGAGGAUGGUGGCGGAAGCAGAAGCAGAGCAGUCAGUUGUUCCGAUGUGGAUUAUUCACGGCAGAGAUGAUACGGUUGGUACGUUGUUUGCGUGGUUUGCGUUCCGCGUUGGGUCCGUCUUCGUUGUACUGGCUGCUAAUUGA